UGAUCACUUUUGUGCAGUCUUUUAAUCAAAUAUUCGAUAGGGUUUGCAUAUGAAGGGACGUCAAGUUACCACCAGAUUUUAAUCAUUGCUGCUGAACAAGAAAGGGUUUUUCAUCUUAUUCUCAGCCUAUAGCUGCAAUCUUAGAACUAAAGCCAUAGAGAAACAAAGUGAUUAAUUCGUAACGUGCACGAAUAAUGCAUGGAUCUCGGCCCUUAAUCUGCCUAGCUUUAACAAAAGAUCUAUAGCGUAGGAAAACAAAGCGAUACCUAUUAUUUUCCUCCAAUGGCAACGAAGAGAAAAUACUCCAGACUAUUAAAAGGAUUUCCUCAAGACAGGUUCAUUUCUUAUCAGUUAUUCUUUAAGGUAAACCGCAGUUGCUUUCGACUUAUGUCCAAAAAAUAACAACCGUAACGGCUUAUUUCAGGCGUGUUUUAUCCGAGAACAAGACCGUUUCAACCUCAGGUGACUUGAGAGAAGCAUGUUUGAGACAAAAUUUUGAUUUCACUAGAGGCAAUUUGGUUUUAGUAGUAGCUGAAAAUGAGGCGCUGAAGAUGAAUACGUAAGAUUACAUCGGGAUUCUGUUCAAUAUGGGAAACACGACAGCCGUGGAGGUGAACAGUUACUUUUCAGAACCAGUAGAUGCCAGAACAUUUCGCGCUUUAAUAGUAUCGUGGGCAUUACUCGGACUUAUCUCUGCUGGAUUGAACCUUUUCGUGUGCGCCAUGGUGAUCUUUAACAAAAAGCUUCGCACAAUGACAAACUAUCUUGUUCUCAGCUUGUCUAUCUCUGAUCUGAUGGUAGCGGUUGUGUUUGUCCCUGUGUACAUCAUCGAUCAUUACGUCAAGACAGUCAUCGCAGGCUAUUUUGUGGCCUUCGUCUUAUUAACAACGGUUUUCAAUCUCUGUGGCGUCACGUACGAGCGUUAUAUCGCGUUGACACGACCUUUUCGUUAUCGAGCGAUCAUUAACAACCAAAAUGUGACCGUUAUUAUCAGUAUCUCUUGGAUCCUUCCACUGAUUCUGUCUCUUCUUCCGUUGGCUUGGAACACCGACGCGACUUCCACCAUUCACAAAGCCUACCUGGCGACUAUUUUGGCCACUUGCAUCUUCAUUCCAUGUACGACAAUGGUGUGUGUUUACAUGGGUCUGUUAAGGGUGGUACAUCGUUUUGUGAUAAGAAAUAAGAAACGGACGUGCAAAGGUAACAAUACCGGAUACCGGGCGGGCAACGAAGAGAAAGCAGCUGGAGUAUUUGCCAUCGUUCUUGCGAUGUUCCUUGUUUGUUGGCUUCCUCUCAUCUACAUCAACAUCUGUUUGAUAACAGACCAGAGACAUCUUCUCUCUCAUGAACUAAUACUAAUCUCUUUUUACACCUUAGUUCUCAACUCUAUACUGGACCCUGUAAUCUUUGCACUUUAUAAAAAAGACUUUCGUGAGAUGUUGAAGAAGCGCUUAAGGCUCAAAUGUCCCGGCAAAGACCAAAAUGGCCACCCCAAAGAAGAUUCUGACAUGGGUUUAAGAAGGCUCUCUUUGAAAACCAAUAACUUUGAGGAGGUUACAUACCCCUAACAACGGAGACACCAAAAAGUGUCAUAACUACCUAUUUUAGCACGUUGAAAAUGAAUGUUAUUGAACGACUAUUUUGACUAAGACGGCAAAAGUAAAAAUUUAAGUGUUAAUUCUAAAAAGAUCUUUCGGUUAGCUGAGAGCUUCACGAAUAAAAUUCAGCUGUGAUAACGCUGGAGAUGGCAAGGAUGCAUUGCAUCUAAACUUAAUUGGAAAUUGCUAUCUGGUGGACAAGCUACCGUAGGCAGUAAAUUGAGCUUGAUGUUUUUAUUAGUUUGUUUUUGUUAUUGUGUUUUUUGUUUUUUCCUUUUGUAUGGAAAACCUCUGAAAGAAUUUUUAAAAAUGAUUACGCUAUGGAGUAUAAUUUAAUCAGAACCUGUGCCUAUAGAUGGAAACGGUGAGGCGGAAUUUACAACAACCGUUGUUCGGUUGUCAGUGACGGGGAGUGAGGUACAAGCCAGGCCAGGCCAUUGAUUUAUCUUACUACAAAAAAAUUGAAUUUUUUUCUUAAAAGCUCUCUUGCAUACUUCGAAUGAUGUCUUUCAAAUUUCAUGAAAGCCACGGCUAGGUUACUGCAAUUUUUUUCUAUCGAUUAUUAUUUUUUUUUUAAAGAAUGAAAAAUAUAAUUUUUACGACGGGGACUUUUUACUAGCAACCAUCCAAGUGCUAAGAAAGAAAUAUUGAAAGUUCGUUAUAAAGUUUUUGGAUUAAAGAUGUGCCAGAGAUGGUCUAAACACAACUUGGCAUUUCCAUGGUUGUAUCAACGAUAUCAACAAGUUUUGUAAGCCUGAAAUUAGUCCGUGGUGCUUUGAUGUCUGUCUGUGGAAAGAGUGGACCAUGAAAUUACUGCAAAGAAUUAUUUAUUUACUAGCACAGUCAAUUUCAAUUAAGUUACGUGAUAAUUUGUGUUUUUGUUGUAAUGAAGGCUUGAACAAAAAUAUAGUUGUUAAAUUGGGACUUUCAGAAAAGUGUGCCAUUUUGACUGAGAUGGGACGCCUGAAAAUUCGCUGGGCUAAACAUAAUGCCAUAGUUAAGCGAGGCUAAUGUUAGCCACAAUUUAUCUCUUGUCAGUUAAAAACAAAGAGCUUAGCUGAAUUUGAGUUCAUAAUCUAAAUGUUCCUCUAUGAUAGGCGAAGCAAUAAAUUGAAUUAAUUGUG
Pocillopora damicornis (cauliflower coral) is the source of this 2722-nucleotide messenger RNA. Its product is annotated as octopamine receptor beta-2R. Gene Ontology annotation, cellular component: membrane. Gene Ontology annotation, biological process: G protein-coupled receptor signaling pathway. Gene Ontology annotation, molecular function: G protein-coupled receptor activity. NCBI's taxonomy places the organism in Eukaryota, Metazoa, Cnidaria, Anthozoa, Scleractinia, Pocilloporidae. The record is from RefSeq and is a predicted model, not a curated record.